AUGAAAUCAUCAUCAUUCCUUUCCCCCGGUGAAUGUUCAGCAAUGAAAGCUAUUUCGACGAAAGGAAAAUUUUCUUACGAGCAAAGUUUUAAUCUUUUCCAACCAUUCUGCUCGACGCUAUCCCAUAGCUUCGCUCCAUUGAAUCUUCAUUUAUUACUGAGUCCUAUGAAAGUACUUCUAACUGUACACUGGGCUAUUGACCAGCUCAAUUCAAAGCUCAGAAAUUUUAUAAUCAUCCACCCAAACAGCCAUUUACAGAAAAAUGCCCAAAGCGGUAUCAAUUGA
Clunio marinus is the source of this 285-nucleotide messenger RNA. Lineage: Eukaryota; Metazoa; Arthropoda; Insecta; Diptera; Chironomidae. The record is from the annotation of a GenBank genome assembly.